UCUUCGUUGCAGAAACUAGGGUUUGACAGAGUGCCAUUAGGAACGCGAUCUUAAGGCGAGUAAGAUAGGGUGCAUUUGAAGCUGAUCUACAGCAGAAAGAACCUAUAUCACUUAAUGCUUGAAGUUCAACUCCGCGAUGAAAGCCCACAAGAACAUCCGGGGUCGCUUCUAGGUCCCGCAGUGGUGCAGAUAGCUGUGCGAAGAGCAAGUCAACAGUUCCUGAACUGUAGAUCGCUGAGAACCAGUGGUGUGCACGCAUGCUUCCAAGCAGUAUAGGCAAUUUCGAGUCGACUUUUCGUGAAUGGGAUGAGAUGUGGUCCAAUCGGUGCUCCAGAGCUCUUGCCAUGUCGACUACAACAUGUGUCGAACCUUCCCUCGACGGUGGGAAGAGCCUCAGCUCACCUCUUCGACUUCAACCUCACGUCUGCAGACACCUGCCCGCACCUCUCUAGGUACAGCCGUGCCGGCAUCUCACCAGAGCCGCUUCUUCGACAGCAGCAAAGAUGUCGGGCACCGAUCCGUCCUACCCCCACGAGGAUUUCCACUUCCAGCAUGCUGAUGACGACCAGCAUCUCCUCCCCGAGAACCUAGCACCUCAGCUCGAAGCCUCACAGAUAGAGGAGAGUGACAACGGCACGCUCGGACGCAUUGACCCCAUGUCGGUCACGAAUGAGCACUCUAUACACUCUCUGCAAAUCGAUCCGGCAGAUACUCGAGAGCCGACACCAGCCCCAGUUCCCGAUAUUCCCAUCGUCGUCAAGAAGCUGCGAAAAAAGAGGAAGAAGGUCAAGGUGCUGCCGGUGCCGGAGGCCCAAGCAUAUGAGGCCGAUGAUGGGCAAGCUGGUCCACAGAGUUUGCAGCAGGUCAACUUGGAUGUGCCCCAAACUCAGCUCGAAGAAGAGCGGCCGGCUACUUCAGUAGCAACCUAUCAGCCUGAACACAGCUUGCACGAUGCUCAGCCCGGGUUUGAGACUAGCCUGGUAGGCGCUCAUGGAGCUACACCUCAAGCGUAUUCAGCUUUUCAACCUGGAAUGCAUUUUCGGGCGAUGUCUCAGCCAAUGCAGGAGCAAGUACAAUAUGCCCAAUUACCAUGGGACCACCAUACCCAAUCUGUCUACAACCCUCCUUGCACGGCCACAUAUGAGCCUGAGUACCAGCUGGAACCUGAUAAGCAGAUAAACUCAGAUGACUGGCCUGGAGAAAUCACCCAAGCCAUCGACAGAGCUCGACGUAAAGAGAAACAGACUUUGGCUCAAUACAACGCAGAUCGGGAGUCUUUGCAUACACGGCUUCAGGAACAAUGCCGUGCUAAUCAAGAACUUGAGGACCAGGUACAAUCUCUGCGAAAUGAGAAGCACGGUCUUGCGGAGCUGGUGGAGCAGCACAAAGCGAAGAUUAAUGGUCUGAACCACAAGGCGAGCAAGUUUAAAAUCUACUUGACUGGAUUAGGCACCGAUAUCGACGGACUGAAGGAAGAAACCAAUGCUCGCCGUGAGAGCAGUGAGCAGAUUGUCGCGGAGCUGGAAGAGCAGAAGUCGGCGCAACAUGCACUCGUGGAGCAGUCUACAAAGCUAAAGUCCGAUCUGCUCUCUGUAGCCCGGGAAGCCAACAGUGCUCUUCAGAUGAGGACGCUUCGUGUGUGCCAGCUGGAGCAGGAAUUGAACGAGAAGUCCUGCAUGCUUGCCGAGGAGAAGAGUGCUCGCCUGUCGAUCCAGAAUCAGCUACUCACUGCAACAGACUUGAGCGGAGUUGUGUCGCGCGAGCUCAAGUCAUGUACUGAUGCUGUCCUGGACAAACUCUACGAGAUCCAUGCUGAUGUCGAGCAAGGAGGCAGCAAUACGUUGACAGAGCCAUUGGACAGGAUGGUUGCCGCUACACAAGGGUUGAACAUACAACAAGCUGCCACUGUCGAGAACGUUUCUUCUCUCAAGGAGACCAUAGACUCAUUCUCAGAGAGCCUCUCUUCUCACUUGAGUAAUAACCGCUUACCGACAGAAUCUCCUACGUCCCUCAAGUUGCAUAUCGAUGAUGCAUUGAAGAGCCUGAAGACAGAUCUUUGUCAGCAGGAGAAAUUGAUCGCACAAACCUCAGCUGAUCAAGAGGUCAUUGCCCAUCUUCAGCAGCAGCUCCAGGCGAGCAAUACUAUUGUAUCUGAACGCGCAGCUGAUCUGAGCAAGUCUCAGGCGACCUUGAGAAGUCUCCAUGAGCAAGCUCAAGUCAGCACAGCAGGGCCAACGCCGAUCUGCACACACCAGGACGAUAUUCAGCAACUUUCCAGUGUCAAAGCAGAGCUACAAGCCAAGACAGACUCCUUAGAAGAGAUACACGCUGCUUCUGUUGCGCACGCGAAAGAGGCAAAGAGCUUAGCUGACGAAAACGCUCGUUUACGUAUCGAGCUCGAGGCUCUUCGAGAGGCCCUCCAUACGGCGCAGACGCAGGUAGCUCUCAGCGAGGAAGAGGUCGUGGUCAAAGUCACAAAAGCAGUGGACGCUGCCUCCAGAUCUGCGAAAAACUUCGUGAAGGAGAAGAAGGCUGAGAGCGAUAAUGCCAUCAAGCAAGCAAAUCUUGCUCGUGACCGCUUGGCUGAGCAGGUCACAAGCUUGCAGGCUCGCCUGCAUGAACUGAAUAGUAUUACGGAGGUGCACAAUGACAUCCAGGAGAAGUAAGUGCGGUCGAGCAACAUUCUCUGUUGCUGCUAGAGCAUCGCACUCGGACACAUAUUCCAAGAAGUCUGACAUUUAAGGGUUACUCUAGGCACGCAUCGUUGAAUGCUCGGUUCUCAGCCCGGGAGCAGCAGCUGUACGAUGGCGCUCAAGAGAAAACUCAGCUCGUGCAGGAUCUCAAGUCUGUGAAGGCUCAGUUGAACGCAUGCGAAAAAGAGGUCGUAGCAGCCAAGCAGAGCCUGGAUCAGUGCAAGACCGACGCAGCAAACGAAGUGCAGAAGGAGCAAGAAAGGUGUCAGAAGCGCGUUGAUGCUCUUCAGGCUCAUCUGGCCCAGACGAAAGCUGAGAUGCAGGCUCAGGUGAAGGAUUCAUGUGAAUCUCAGCAGACGUUGCAGCAAAGCUACCAACAGCGUGAGAAUUCGCAAAGAGAGCUGGCCACUCGCCUGACAAACGAAGCAGCCGAAGCUUACGCAGAAUGCGAACGACUGAGAGAAGAGCUGGCAAACGCACAGCCUCGGCGACUCGAUGAUCUGGAGACCACUAGUCACGGAUCUGCUCUGGGACCCAUAGUCGAGGAGAGUCGGCAGAUCAGCUAUCUCGGAGCCAUAGUCGAGGAGAGUCAACAGGCCAACUGUACACACUCUCGCCACUUUGGUAGAUCCUCGCCGCGUAGCGAGAGGCCCGACUAUACGAGGCAGAAAAAUCCACCGACAUUAGACACUGUGCAAUCUCCUGGGUCCAAUUACAACCUAUCAUCCUUCUCGCAGCAGUGCAACACGAGUCAAAGUUUCUCCAUCCAUGAGGAUGCUCCAGAUACUGGUCACGCAAACGCUGAGGCUGAACGUCGUCUGGCGCCUCAACAAGCUUUACAGGAGACGUACACAUUCAAGAGAGUGCCACCAUCGAACUCUUCCAUGAAGCUUGUGCGUAGUGGAUCGCAGCGUUCGCAAGAGGGGGGAUAUCGUGCAAAUACUCUGGCUCCGCAGUCGACACGCUACAUGACACCAGAGCCACGCGCCAACAAGUCCAGUGUGUCGGGCAUCAGUCAGCCUGUCAGUGCGGCAGGACAGAAUAGUUCUCCAAUGAUCAUCUCGAAUAACUCAGCUGGACCAGGUAUGGCUUUCAGCGCUCCGCAUAGCCGCGGACCUUUAAAUGAGGUCGUGGCGAGAGCCUCGCCGCCCAAGCGCAAGGCCGGAAGCCAGAUCGUUGAGGGCUACAAUUCUCGGAGAAAGAACCAAGUCUUGGAGGCGCCUGCUGAACCCCGUCGUGUACUUCGCUCAUUGUCGAACUCGCAGCGAACGAGUCGAUUGCUCAGAGACGGGGACGUUCAGUCUCACAUGCCUGACGCUGGCGCCUCUCAGACGCGUACAUUGGGAAAUACGAAUGCUCGGCCAGCGCGAGGAACCAACAAGAUGACCAAGAGUAGGCUCUGUUGACUGCGAUAUGAGAGGCACGGCUAAUGUGAGGCAGGUAAGCAAAUGAUCGAGCGCUUCAAUCGCGAGCUCCAGAAGUGAGAGUUCGACUGGUUUCUACCCUUGUGGGUCAGUUCUGAGUGGCACGAUGCACUGGCCGGAGGCCCAUCGAUACUUGUAUGCAUCUAGAUGGACACUUUAGACACCUUCGCUGAGAGCACGACCCCAGCGCUCAUAUAUAUGUUAUCCCGUAUCAGCUGUUGCUGCACUCAUACGCACUCCUCACCCUCGGCCUUGAGAACCCUGAGCUUUGUCUUCUGCCUUCUUUGCAUGCACUGGCGGCACACAGCCUUGAUGCUCGACUUCCCUCCAUCUCCCUCCCAGCCCAGUCAGCCUCACUGAUAUGCCCUUUCAUCUCCAGCGUGGGAGGGGUGCGCCGGUCACAAUAGCCUGUUCAGAAGGUCCGGGAGCAUUUGCUUUGAUGUGGUAUUCAUUUCGUUUCGUCUCAAUCGUGACCUCUAUUUCCCUCCACGUUUCGCCUCGAGGAACAGGACUUUUUUCUUCACAACAGGGUCGUAUUUCAGCAUAGACAGUGGGCGAUGGGUUCUCGGGCGGGUGAAGGUCUUGUAGUAGCCCGUCAUGGCCAUGGAGAUGAGGCGCACAGCAACAUUGCGCGACUUGGCUUUCUUCGCCAUGGUGGUGAAAU
Messenger RNA from Sphaerulina musiva SO2202, 4781 nucleotides. RefSeq lists its product as uncharacterized. The transcript is spliced from 6 exons. Bases 504 to 2666 code for a protein of 720 amino acids. The record is from RefSeq and is a predicted model, not a curated record. Lineage: Eukaryota; Fungi; Ascomycota; Dothideomycetes; Mycosphaerellales; Mycosphaerellaceae.